Arabidopsis thaliana (thale cress) is the source of this 1293-nucleotide messenger RNA. RefSeq names its product Isoprenylcysteine carboxyl methyltransferase (ICMT) family (gene ATSTE14B). Gene Ontology annotation, biological process: flower development. Gene Ontology annotation, molecular function: protein C-terminal S-isoprenylcysteine carboxyl O-methyltransferase activity. The coding region runs from base 525 to 1118 and encodes 197 amino acids. Lineage: Eukaryota; Viridiplantae; Streptophyta; Magnoliopsida; Brassicales; Brassicaceae. Gene Ontology annotation, cellular component: membrane; endoplasmic reticulum; endoplasmic reticulum membrane. The record is from RefSeq and is marked reviewed. The transcript is spliced from 2 exons.
GGGUUAACGGAGCCGGUCCGGAUGAUAAUUCAGGUUCCACCAAAAACUUUUAAAACUAAUAACAAGCCCAUCCACUAUCCAGAGCAGUAUAAUCGUAAGCUUCAAACACAAAAGAAAUACUUCAAUUUAACUCAUCGUUAUCAGUUAUAACCGGAACAAACCGAUAGGGGACCAUUGGAUCAAACCGUCUCGAACCGGUAACCCUAAAAUAGUCUGGUUCUUGAAAUUUCGGUGAUCCUGCAACGUUUCUUCUCAUCGAUUUUGACCGGAAGCUCCUUGAUUCAAACAAGACUUUUCUUAUCGGGGAAGAUCAGACGGAACAGAAGAGAUCUCUGUGUUUACAAAAGUAAUUCCUUGAUUAUAGCAAGCAAAGAAUAAAGGGUAAAGGUGUAGACUUUGCUUCUCUCCUUCAAAGUCCACGCGAUUCUCACUGUCAGCCUCUGCGAAAUUUCCAGUCUUUCUCGCAUUUUCCCUCGUAGCAGCCGUCAAUUUCAACUGGGUCUAAGUAAUCUUGUGAAGACUCAAUGACAGAGAUAUUUAGUGACACCGGGUUCAGACAGUUAACUCAAAUGUUCCUGGCGAUAAUCUUCUUCCACACAUCGGAGUACAUUCUCGCCAUAGCCAUUCACGGAGCAUCGAAAGUAACUUUAAGCUCACUCUUAAUCAGCAAACACUAUGCUUUAGCAAUGCUAAUAUCAGUCCUCGAGUACAUAGCCGAGAUUGUUUUCUUCCCGGGGCUGAAACAACACUGGUGGAUCAGCAAUUUCGGUCUUACAAUGAUCAUACUUGGAGAAAUCCUUCGCAAAACCGCGAUAAUCACAGCAGGUAGAUCGUUCACACACCUUAUAAAAAUUCGCCGGGAGGAGCAUCAUAAGCUUGUGACAGAAGGAGUGUAUCAAAUCAUGAGGCAUCCGAGUUACUCCGGGUUUCUCAUUUGGUCUGUGGGAACGCAAGUAAUGCUCUGUAAUCCAAUUUCAGCGAUUGCGUUUGCGGUUGUGGUGUGGCGGUUCUUUGCAGAGAGAAUACCUUAUGAGGAGCAUUACUUGAAGCAAUUUUUUGGGAGACAGUAUGUGGAGUAUGCGCAGAGAGUUCCUUCUGGUGUUCCUUUUGUAAACUGAUCCUUAGAUCAAUUGUGAACAUAUACGAGCAUUGUUUGAUUACCUUUUACAUAGAAAAUUAUGAAAGAGAUGUUGUUACUCAUGUUUUCAGUUAAUGUUCUCUUGUCAAUGUCUUUGUGUUUCUUUUUUUUUAUUGCUAAAUAAUUUGGAUAUUAUUCCAAAGACUCUGCCUGAG